UUCCCCUUUCAGUGUUCACAGAACGGGGAAAGAAGGAUUGUGUACGCUCUCAUUCAUUCAAUCAUAUUUAUUGAGCGCUUACAGUGUGCAGAGCACUAUUCUAAGCGUUUGGGAGAGGCGAUACAACAACAAACAGACCCAUUCCCUGGCCAUAACGAGCUAGAGGUCAGCAUACCGUUCGACUCCAAUGGGAAGCAAGUUGGGAGAAAGUGCUUGAUCCGGGGAGAGGCCAUCAAUGAGGAGAGAGUCACUGAGGAUCAACAUGGAAGACAUCUACGAGAACAUUCUUGUGAGGAAGAUGCCUCCUAAACCUCAGGACCCACCUCACACACUUUCCUCCUCCCCACCAGGACCAUUCCUCACGGAAGAAAUGCCGGCGUCCCUCAAGACCCAACACAUCAUCCGCGCUGCCCUGAUCAUGCUCGCUGUGGCCCUCGCGUCCUCUCUCAUUGCGGUGACCAUCCUGUAUGUCCAGAGCCGGAAAGGUCUACGUGACUUUGAGAGCAGCAGGAGAGCAAAGGACAUCAGUGGCCUGCAGGCAGAGGUGAAGAGGUUACAGAGCCGUUGGAAGACCAGCAAUGACUCCUUCACAGUGCUCAGAGAACGAUACAAUACCAUCUUAAAAUUGCUCUCUGAGGGCUGGCAUUCUUACAACCAGAAUUUCUAUUUCUUCUCCAAUGAUUCGAAGACCUGGGCCGAGGCCGAGGGGAUCUGCGAGUCCUGGGAUUCUCACCUGACGUCGGUGACUUCAGAGGGAGAACAGAAGUUUUUGGUCAGGCUAAUGAAUGGACAAUCUCACUGGAUCGGACUGAAUGACCAAGAGAACGAAGGUAUCUGGAGGUGGACAGACGGGAUGGAGUUCAGAGAGAAUGAGAACAAGCAGUUCUGGGACAAAGGGCAGCCGGACAACUGGGAUCAGGGCGAGGGGCUGAAUGAAAACUGCGUCUUUUUCCAGAAAAUCACAGUGCAGGGGUGGAAUGACGGAAACUGUGAUUUGAAGUUCCACUGGGUGUGCAAGAAGACGAUUCCCCUUGGAUGGGAGGUGUAGGGGUCUGACUGAGGCUUCCAAGGACCCUUAUCUAUUGGCCGUUGUGAGCAAGAAGCAGGCUAAGAAGGAGAAACUUCCUGUGAAUUUAA
Molecule: messenger RNA, 1137 nt
Organism: Ornithorhynchus anatinus (platypus)
Lineage: Eukaryota; Metazoa; Chordata; Mammalia; Monotremata; Ornithorhynchidae
Product: C-type lectin domain family 4 member F-like
Exons: 6
Coding region: 236-1048 (270 amino acids)
Molecular function (GO): signaling receptor activity
Source: RefSeq, a predicted model, not a curated record